Trichobilharzia szidati is the source of this 812-nucleotide messenger RNA. The record is from the annotation of a GenBank genome assembly. NCBI's taxonomy places the organism in Eukaryota, Metazoa, Platyhelminthes, Trematoda, Strigeidida, Schistosomatidae.
CUUUUGUUUAACUGCGCUCAGACGUGUUGGAGGUCAUAGGUUAGGUUAAUGCGAGUUGAAUUAUGCCUGUUAGCAAGAAUGCCAAAAUUAGUCAGCACGUUAAUUAUCGUGUGAGAUGUACGAUGCAGGAUGGCCGACAACUUGUCGGAACAUUCAAGGCAUUCGAUCGCCAUAUGAACAUAAUACUUUGUGACUGUGAUGAGUUUCGUCAAAUUAAAAAGAAGGAUGCUAAACAGGACAAGGAACGUCAAGAGAAACGCGCGCUGGGCCUUGUUCUUCUGAGGGGAGAACACGUCGUAACCAUGAAUGUCGAUGGCCCUCCACCUCCUGAGGAUUCUGCACGUGUCCCACUCCCUACAGCUGGUGGUUGGGCAACUGGAAUGAAACCACUGACCGGUAUUGCAGUUGGCCGUGGUAUGCCUCUCGCCACACCUGCCGCAGCUAUUGCUCCUAUCCCGCCUGCUGGUUUAGGUGGGCCAGUGUGGGGAGUUGGGGCACCAGCACCAGGUCUGAUGCAGCCUCGCGCCCUCCCAGGAAUGCCACCGCCCCCACCUCCUCCAGCAGGUGCACCUCCAGCUGCUGCUUUUGGUCGCGGAAUGCCACCAGUGACUGUCGGACGAGGAUAUCCACCUCCACCACCACCUCCUCCUGGGUACCGAUGAUUCAAUCGGAUUACGGACAUUUGUUAUAGAUAAUUAAUCUAUUAUCACCACUGAAAACUUUUGUUAAGGCAUUUAUUUGUUUCAGUAUACUUUUACACAGAUUUUGGUGUCUCUGUUCUCAUUUAAGCAAUGCAUACUUUGAGUAAUUUC